ACGUCGGCAGCGGCGGAGGCAAAAUGGAGGCGCUGGUGCUGGAGCCGUCCCUGUACACGGUCAAGGCCAUCAUCAUCCUGGACAACGAUGGCGAGCGGCUCUUCGCCAAGUACUAUGAUGACACGUACCCCAGCGUGAAGGAGCAGCGCGCCUUCGAGAAGAACAUCUUCAGCAAGACGCACCGCAGUGACAGUGAGAUCGCGCUGCUGGACGGGCUCACCGUGGUCUACAAGGGCAACAUCGACCUCUACUGCUACGUCAUCGGCAGCGCCCACCAGAACGAGCUGAUGCUCACGGCCGUGCUCAACUGCCUGUUCGACUCCCUGAGCCAAAUGCUGAGGAAGAACGUGGAGCGCCGGGCGCUGCUGGACAACAUGGAGGGGCUGUUCCUGGCUGUGGAUGAGAUCGUGGAUGGAGGGGUCAUCCUGGAGAGCGACCCCCAGCAAGUCGUGCACCGCGUGGCCGUGAGGGUACGGGGGG
Molecule: messenger RNA, 480 nt
Organism: Cinclus cinclus
Lineage: Eukaryota; Metazoa; Chordata; Aves; Passeriformes; Cinclidae
Gene: COPZ1
Product: COPI coat complex subunit zeta 1
Exons: 7
Biological process (GO): intracellular protein transport; intra-Golgi vesicle-mediated transport; retrograde vesicle-mediated transport, Golgi to endoplasmic reticulum
Cellular component (GO): COPI vesicle coat
Source: RefSeq, a predicted model, not a curated record